Calidris pugnax (ruff) is the source of this 2107-nucleotide messenger RNA. RefSeq names its product coiled-coil domain-containing protein 69-like. The annotation marks the transcript as partial. The transcript has 9 exons. Gene Ontology annotation, molecular function: microtubule binding. Gene Ontology annotation, cellular component: nucleus; cytoplasm. NCBI's taxonomy places the organism in Eukaryota, Metazoa, Chordata, Aves, Charadriiformes, Scolopacidae. The record is from RefSeq and is a predicted model, not a curated record.
UCCAGCCCCCUCUCUCUCUGCCAGGGACAGCUAAAAGCCCAGCAGCAGAAGGGACCGGCUUCCCGGGAGCUCACGGCCUUGAAGACAGAGAACGCCAAUGCCUCCCUGUCGCCUGAGGAUGGGAAGAAGGAGGCAGGAGAGGAGCGGAGCGGGAAGGCGAGACUCCUCCAAGGCCAGGAGGAGGAGGAGGAGGAGCAGCUGCGGGAUGCCGGCCAGGCAGGGACUGCCAGGAUCACCCAGGACACUAACACCCAGGUGGAAAAGGAAAAAGACCUGGAGUUGGAGGAGCAGUUUGAUGCCCUGAGGAGAGAGCACAUGGAGACCCUGCAAGAGCUCCAGAGAGCACAUGAGCAGGAGAAGCUGCUGCUGGCAGAGUCCCACCACAGGUCCCAAGCGGCCUUACAGGAGACGAUCCAGGCACUGAAUUCCCAGCUGAAGUCCUUCCAGGAGAGGAUGAAGCGGGUGGAGGAGUCACUCUUGAGCACAGACUACAAGAAGCACAUCCAGGAGCACGGGAGCCCCAGCCCCUUCUGGGAGCAGGAGCUGGAGAGCCUGCACUUUGUCAUCGAGAUGAAGAAUGAGCACAUUCAUGGCCUGGAUAAGAAGCUGCUGAACCUGGAGACUGUGGCGGAGAAGAACCUUCUGCUGGAAGAGAAGGUGAAGACUCUCCAGCAGGAGAACGAGGACCUGCAAGUUCGCACCCAGAACCAUUUGGACAUGGCAAGGCAGCUGUCGGAGGAGCUCCUGGCCGCCCGUGGGGCACUGGAGAAGGAGGCACAGCUGCGGGACCAGGCUCGCCGUGAGAAGGAGGAGCUGCUCUACCGGGUGCUCAACGGGGGGGACGGCUCCCCCUUCCCCAUCCCUGCCGGCGAGGUGCCCCUCAUCGCCACGUAGCACGCUGCCCACCGGCACCGCACGCUGCCGGGGGGGCUACUGGGGUUGUCCUCUGGGACCAUGAGCCCAAGGCUGCUCCCACGAGUGCCCCCGCUGCCGGGGCAGGCCCCCGGGGUGGCCAAGCCCUCGGGGUGGCCCCAUCCGACCGGGACGAUGGAGCAUUUCACAGGACACUUGCGCCUGCCUUUGCCCAGCCCGUGAAGGGCUGCAGGGGGACCCCAGCCACCCCUCCUGUGCCAUCUCUGCACCCCUUCCUCUGGUGGGAAGCCGUGGGGGAUGUUAUGGAGGUAAAAGUGGUUGGCCAGGACACACAGAUGUGCAUUGGGCUGGAUCCCACCCAGCGGCUUGGCUCUGAGCAUCAGUGCUGCCCCGGGGGCAUGGAGGUGAGGAGGACAGGGUGGUCACAGGGAUGGGACAGGGACAAGCACUACAACGAUGAGGACACUGGGGACAUGGUGGUGUUAAGGUACCUUGCUCCCUGAGGAGCAUCCCUGGGAAGCACGUGGCCAAGCCCAGGGCUGAGCCACAGAGGCUUUCACAGGGCAACAGCAAAGGGCAGGAGGGACAGAUGCAGCCAGGUGAAUCUGCCCCUGCCAUAGAUCACGUCAGCCUGUCCUGUUUUGGGGCUCAGCCUCCUGCUUAGACUGCUCUGAGCUGAUGCCACCACCCCUGCCCUUUCCAGUGAAAGCAGGGCUUCCUCCACCCAGGACCCGCCUUGCUCCCUGAGGAGUGGGCCAGGCAGGGCUCCCACCCAUUCCCUGCUCUCCCCGUCACCUCCUCCAUCUUCAGCUCCCUGGGAUCACUCCUCCAGCCCAGGCAUGUCCCCACUCACUGCCACACAGACACCAAACCCUCCUUGUCCCCUCUGCCCAUCAGCAGCACCACCAGCUCCAUCCUCUCCCCCAAAGCCGGGCAGAGGCUGCCUGCCCAGGGAAGCACAUUCAGGGAGCAGAGCAUCCUCCCGAGGGGGAGCAGGCUCCAGCAGGUCACAUCCCUCCCUGCUCCAAACCAGCACAACCCUGUUGGAGAAGAUGCUGCCAGCACAGCUGCAGGUCAGGGCUGGAUGCACACAAGCACUUUCCACUGUGUGGUGGGACUGUCACUGGCCUGUCCCCUCCCCAGGGCUGUGUAGCUGGGGUUUGUAUGUAUGUGUGUGUGUGUACGUGUGUGCACCAGGCCAGCGUGCCACGGGCUGUAACAAUUACAAGUCUGU